Messenger RNA from Saprolegnia diclina VS20, 2795 nucleotides. RefSeq lists its product as hypothetical. The record is from RefSeq and is a predicted model, not a curated record. The transcript has 11 exons. NCBI's taxonomy places the organism in Eukaryota, Oomycota, Saprolegniomycetes, Saprolegniales, Saprolegniaceae. The coding region runs from base 157 to 2748 and encodes 863 amino acids.
CACCCACCUUGGGCAUGACGACACACCUCGUGUUUCCGAUGAGCGCGCUUCCGUUGCGGCACCAUGGCCUCUUGCCACUGACGCGUGCGGAAGUAGCUGCGCAUAUAGCCACACUGGCGCGGACGCAUUGUCGCUGCUGGUGCCCAAUGGGACAAUAUGCCACCUUGCACGUGUUUUAAAUAUGGCAGUGCCGAAUCUAGCGUCGCCAUUUGCGGUUUUCUGGAUCCAAUAGAUUUGCGACGGUCCGGCGAUAGGAUGGAGACCUCGGACGUUGGCAAGUGGCUCCAGCGCGACGUCAACUGCUUGGCGGACCCGCAGCGCUCGGUGCGCAAGCGGUCGCUCGAGAAGCUCAGCAUGGUCGCGGAGCUUGCGGCCAAGUUUGGCCAAGGCCACCUCGUGAGCUUCUUCCAGUCGCACCUCUUUGAGCCGCUCGUCCGCUGCUUCGCCGACCCGAUCGAGAAGAACCGCGAGCUCGGCAUCCGCACGUGCACCGAGUACGCCAAGCUGGGCGCGAUCGCGGGCGACGGGCGGGAGAAGGCGCUUGUCGUAGCGAUCCACGCGCGCAUCGGCAAGGCGCCGUUUCCCGAAGGCGCCGAGGAGCUUCGCCUCCAGCUGCUCGAUCUUCUCGCCCUCGUGCUGCACGGCGCCAUGCCUGACGACAGCACGUUUACGACUUCGAUCGGCGAUGUCAUGGAGACCCUCGCCAAGACUGCGACCGACCCGUUCCCAGAUGCGAAAAAAGCGUGCUGCGACGCCAUCUUGGUCCUCGCCGCCAAGUGGCCGGCGCAGGUCAAGAUGCACCUCGCGACGCUGGCGCGGCCGCUGACCAUGAACUUGAGUCACCAGCACGCCCGAAUUCGCCUCUGCACGCUCCAGGCGCUCGAGGUCGUCGUGCCCUGUGGCUCAACGACGCUGCCCGAGCUCAUGAAGGACGUACUGCUGCCCAACUUGAGCCGCGUCAUGUUCGAUCGGUCGGCCGCCGUGCGCAAGCAGCUCGUGCAGGCCAUGGCCACGUGGUGCCUCCGCAUCGACGAGCUCCGCGCGUUUGAGGCGGCGCUCUUGCCGCUCUUCUUGUCGGGGCUCGCAGACGAGUCGCCCGAAGUGCAAAGUCACAGCUUGGUUCUCCUCGGGCAGCUCAGUACGCUCUGGGUCUCGGAUCCGCUGCAUGCCGAGCACGACGAUGUGGACGAGAGCAUGGCGGCGGUGGUGACACCGCCCUUCACGGCGCGGCCCCCGCUCGGCGCACGCCUCGUGACGCGUCGGCUCCUUGCGCAGCUGUUGCCGUCGCUCUUGGACCAGUGCGCCGACUGGACGGUCCAGACGCGGGAAAAGGCCACGUCGAUAUUGCGGGUCGUGCUGGUGCUUGCAGAAGACGCGGCCGAUGCGCAUGUCGCUGCGAUCUUGGCGGCUCUCGCCAAGACGUGUCGGGACGACGAACCGGUGGUUGUCACGAGCGUCCAGUCGGCGAUGGCGGUCGUCGGUCACUUCGCCAACCCCGACUUGAUCUUUUCGAGCUUGCUCCCGCUCGCUGCUGGACGGCUUCCGGGCCAGGACACGUCGCACCACCGCACGAACGGGCUCGUGCUGCUCUCGAUGGCGAUCGCGGGCAUGGCGCAGCCGACGAUUUUGCCCCACAUGGAGCGCAUCACGGAGGCCUUGGCCGAUGCGGGGCUGCGCGAGGCCGACGCGCCCGAGCUCCAGGAAAAGCUCUCCCUUUUGACAGCGACGAUCGUGACGACGGGCGCGCCGCUCUUAGCGACCCAUGACUCCUGGGGAUUCCGGCUCUUUUGGGUGUUGAGCCAAAUGAUUGCGUCGACACCCGAGGAUUCGACGGCGUUUGACACGGCGACCAACGGGCUAUUGGCACUCGCGACCGCACUGCAGCUCGACGUGCCGGGACUGUAUCUUCGGUUUUUAUCGCCGCUCGUCGAGACGAUCAGCGCCAAGAACGCGGUGUGGUCUAAGGCGUCGCCGCACCGAGUGCUCUUUGACUCGUUGGCGCGUCGGGGUGGCAAGGCGUGUGGUGCGGCGCUGCCCGUGCUUCUGCCCGUGCUGUUGCGCCACCUCGACCCGGCCCGCGACGCCGACGUCCGGCUCGCCUUCUUGGCGCUUUUGGAAACUAUGCUCGGGAACCCCGAGAUGGCGCCCGCAUUUCAGCCUUUUGCGUCGACGCUUUUGGUCAAGGCCAUCACGCCCAACAUUGUGUGGCAGGGCGGCAAGGUCGCGGCCACGAUCCGCAAGGUCGCGAUGGCGUGCACGUACACGCUCUUGCGGCAGGGGCUGGCGACGACGCCGUGUCUCUUUGAAGCCGCGCCGGUCAUGCUGCCGGUGCUCAAGGCCGCACUGGACGAUGGCGACGCCAAGACGCGCCAGCUCGUGUGCCUCGCGCUGCAGUUUCUCUUUGUUGCGCUGCCGAAUGCGCUUGGCCAGGAGCCCGUGGCGCAGCUGUACCACGAUCUGCUCAAGCGCCUUGACGACAGCAACGACCUCGUGCGCAAGGCUGCGUGCGCCACGUUUGUCGAGUUUCUUCGCGCAGCGCCCACCGCGCAUUUCCAAGGCACCAUCAUCGACUACUCGAUGGACGCGCUCUUCGUGCACCUUGACGACAACGACAGCGAGGUCCAAGCAGCCGUGUUUGCCGUGCUGCUCGAGACCAAGCGCAUCGAUGCGACGCGCCUGCGCCAAAAAGCCAACGAGAACCGGAGUCGUCUGCGCAGCCCGUUCUAUUGCGACCAGCUUUUGCUCUAAGAGUCAGCAUCGCACGCUGCCCUUGUAUCCCACGUCGAACUCCUUCA